UGGGCCCGGCUCGCUGUUGACAAAGAUCAGAUCCCCGAAUGAUAUCGCUGACACCCACCAAAAGGGCUCACAACAGCUCCAAAAGUAACUCAGAUUGGAUCUUUCCAACAGGAGACCAUCUACAGGUAUCGGUAUCAAGGUUUUAGCAUAGCCUUCCAAACUACCAAUAAAAGUCAUCGCCGCCACCAUGGUUUCAUCCCGCUUUCACAUCAUCCAGUUGCUAGCAUUGACAGUGACAGUCUGUCGGGCCUUUUUGGCCCCCACCACCCCGGCCCGUUCUUCCGCUUUAUUGUCCGCGGCGUUGGAAUCGUUGGACCCCAAAGAAACUGCCGUCGUCUUGGUCGAAUAUCAAAAUGAAUUCUGCACUCCCGGAGGGAAACUACACGAUGCCGUCAAGGAAUCCAUGGAACAGACCAACAUGCUCGAAAAUUCCAGCAAAUUGCUACAAGACGCACGAGAUACCGGAUGUACCAUUAUUCAUCUGCCCAUUGCGUUUGAAAAGGGACACAACGAGAUUGCCGACACACCCUAUGGAAUAUUAGCAGGAGUCAAAGAAGGAGAAGCAUUUACACAGGGAGAAUGGGGCGCCGAUUUUGCCGCACCCAUGAGGCCAGCUCCCAUGGAUAAAAUUGCCAAGGGAAAAUCAGGACUCUGUGGAUUCUAUUCCACCAAUCUGGACUUUUUGCUACGACAAGGAGCCGUCAAGAACAUUGUUCUGGGUGGCUUUCUCACCAAUUGUUGUGUCGAAUCCACCAUGAGAACGGGAUAUGAACACGGAUACAAGGUCUACACUUUGGAGGACUGUUGUGCGGCAACCAGCGUUGAGGCGCACAAGAAUGCAUUUGCCAAUGACUUUGGCAUGUUUUCCGUACCUACCAAGAGUACAGAAGUUAUCAGUGCCUUGAAGGCUUCUUCUUCCGUCCAGGCAUAGAAACCACACGACAACAAGCCCAAAAACUAGGUCGAAUGUUUUACUACUACAGUAGGUUUUAGAGUACUAACCUACCUGAUACGGUAGGUACCAUACCAGGUAGUGGAAACUAGUGGCCUUGCCGGUUUUGCCAACUGAAGUAUAAGAGCCAGCUACCGUUCGUACUGAUAACUCCACGAAAAGGAAAAAUGCAAGCUCCUGCCACCCGAUACCAAAUGCUACAUUAUGCCUCACUUUGGACCACCGCUACAUGUAGCAUAACAAUGGCUUUUUCAUUAAUUAAAUAGGGCACCCAUUAUCAAUGGCCCACUGGAAGAUUUCCCAAGGCUCUGCCGCACGUGCAUCUAGGGCUGUUUGUUGGUCCCAAGGGCACCCAUGCUCACGCGCCCAUUUCAGGAUAUUCAAGUGGCCUUUCUUAGCAGCAAAAGCACAAGUGUCUUCAUUCCAUGGACAUCCAUUCUCAUGGGCAUACUUCAAAAUUUCCAAAUGCCCCCCCUCAGCAGCAUGGCUGCAUGUGUAUUUGUCCCAAGGACAGCCAUUCUCAUGUGCAUAUUUCAGGCAUUCCAAGUGACCACACAUGGCUGCAGAGGCACAUGUCCAUUUGUCCCAUUGACAGCCAUUUUCAUGGGCAUACUUCAAAAUUUCCAAAUGCCCCCCCUCAGCAGCUGCCAUGCAUACGUCCUUGUCCCAAGGACAUUCCUUCUCGUGUGCAUGUUUAAGAAUUUCCAAGUACCCACCUUGAGCAGCAGAGGCACAAGUCUGGCUGUCCCAUGGACAGCCAUUUUCAUGGGCAUACAAAAUGAUUUCCAGGUGGCCACCCCUUUCAGCGUUCGUACAGACUCCCUUAUCCCAUGGACAGCCAUUCUCAUGCGCGUGUUUUAGAACUUCCAAAUACCCACCCUGAGCAGCAAAAACACAAGUGUCUUCAUUCCAUGGACAUCCAUUCUCAUGGGCAUAUUUCAAUACAUCCAAAUGACCUCCCGCAGCAGCAUAUUUACAUGUCAAAGUAGUCCAAGGACAUCCAUGUUCAUGAGCAUA
Seminavis robusta is the source of this 1969-nucleotide messenger RNA. The record is from the annotation of a GenBank genome assembly. NCBI's taxonomy places the organism in Eukaryota, Bacillariophyta, Bacillariophyceae, Naviculales, Naviculaceae.